Thalassophryne amazonica is the source of this 1483-nucleotide messenger RNA. RefSeq names its product LIM domain binding 3b (gene ldb3b). The transcript has 10 exons. Bases 297 to 1169 code for a protein of 290 amino acids. NCBI's taxonomy places the organism in Eukaryota, Metazoa, Chordata, Actinopteri, Batrachoidiformes, Batrachoididae. The record is from RefSeq and is a predicted model, not a curated record. Gene Ontology annotation, biological process: actin cytoskeleton organization; muscle structure development; heart development. Gene Ontology annotation, molecular function: muscle alpha-actinin binding; actin binding. Gene Ontology annotation, cellular component: Z disc; filamentous actin; adherens junction.
AGCCUCAGCAACCCUGCAGGCAAGAACUUCUUCUCCUGCUUAAUAAUAUGCAUAAAGUCAUAUUUUGAGAUUUUGGACUUUCUCACAUUCUGAGGUCCCACUGUACCUGACCCGUCAUUACCUGUGGGUGUUUGUCCCGUGAGCAGGGAGCAGACAGGUCGCGGCCUGGGCUGACGGACGACAAGUGAGCGCCAAGAGAACAGGAUAGCAGGAGAGGAGGGAGGACAAGGAAAGCAGCAGGAGAAGCUCACACAGCCGGGAGGAGUAGCAGGAGGAGUGCUGAGGUUCUGCAAAAGAUGAGUGCCUACACAGUGACUCUGAAUGGCCCCGCUCCGUGGGGCUUCAGACUACAGGGAGGAAAAGACUUCAACAUGCCCCUCACCAUCUCCAGGAUAACUCCAGGCACCAAAGCAGCAGGCGGCACCCUGGCUCAGGGUGACAUCAUCUCCGCCAUCGAUGGGGUCAGCACUGAGGGGAUGACACACCUGGAAGCACAGAAUAAGAUCAAGGCGGCCACCACGAGACUGUCACUCAACAUGCAGAAGUCAAGGCGCCCUGCACCAGUUCCCACAGCAACACCAAGAAUGGAGUCGCCCAUGCCAAUAAUCCCCCACCAGAAGGUUAUCGCAAACACGGCUGCAAAUGUGGAGUAUACACCCAGCUUCAACCCCAUUGCUCUAAAAGAUUCAGCCCUGUCUACCCACAAGCCCAUUGAGGUGAGGGGCCCGGGUGGGAAGGCCACCAUCGUCCACGCCCAGUAUAACACACCAAUCAGCAUGUACUCACAGGAUGCCAUCAUGGAUGCCAUUGCUGGGCAGUCACAGGCCAAAGGACACGACAGUGAGGAGGCGGGCUCUCCUUUGGCUGGAGUCCUGCCUAUUAAGGACCCUGUGGUAGACUGUGCGUCUCCGGUGUACCAGGCAGUGAUCCGGCCAGGCGAAGCUAAUCAGGAUAUGUCCGAAUGGGCCCGCCGUGCAGCCAACCUGCAGUCUAAAAGUUUCAGGAUCUUGGCCCACAUCACUGGCACUGAAUACCUGCAAGACCCAGAUGAAGAAGCACUGCAGAAGUCAAGAGAGAGGUUUGAGUCAGAGGUGAGAGGUCCCCGUUUUGCCAAGCUGAAGAACUGGCACCAUGGACUGUCUGCACAGAUUCUCAACGUCCAGGAGUAAAGAAGAGCAAGCCAGAGAGAAGGGGAGCACUAAAGGAAGACACUGACAGAAACACACGAGUACAGACAAGAGGGGAUAAAUAAUGGAAAAAUAGGAGGAGGAGGAGGAGGGAACUCCUCGGGAAUGUUAGAUAACGUUUGUAGCCUAGAUUAUUAGAAUGUGAGAUACGUGAGAAUGCUACGCGUUCAUAACCUUGUACCUGUCAAAUGUGUGUCUGCUGCUAUUUGCAUUUUCUUUCUUUCUUUCCAGUUUGUUUGGUUUCUGUCUCUCUUAAAUUAAAGAGAAACUGUACAAAAAAGGGAUUCAAGUGAAAA